This is a messenger RNA of Aspergillus aculeatinus CBS 121060, 1419 nucleotides long. RefSeq lists its product as uncharacterized. The transcript has 7 exons. Lineage: Eukaryota; Fungi; Ascomycota; Eurotiomycetes; Eurotiales; Aspergillaceae. The record is from RefSeq and is a predicted model, not a curated record. Bases 1 to 1419 code for a protein of 472 amino acids. Gene Ontology annotation, biological process: retrograde vesicle-mediated transport, Golgi to endoplasmic reticulum.
AUGUCCUCUGCAGCCGAGGAGUCCCCGGCUCAGCGAGCUGCUCGCCUGCGCCGUGAGCGUCGCGAAGCCAAGAUCAAGGAAGGAGGUGCAGCUCGUCUCGAGAAGAUCACCAACUUGAGUGGACGGCCCCCAGCCAGCGUCCAUGAGGUCCCCUCACCAUCGCCCAGCCCGCAACCCGAAUUCCUAUCACAACACACAGCACCGCCGCCACCAGCGCCAGUCUUUCCGACCACAGCUCCAACCCCGGCCCAAUCCCAAACCAACCCUCCCACCUUCCCCGACCACUCCCAGGCGGAACCCGAACUCGACCCCGAGACCCUCCAAGCCCAACAAGAACUCUUCCGUGCUCUGCUCCGCCAACCGGCGCCCUCGCCCAACCCACAACAGCAACUCCGCGGGCCCGGCGGCGCUGCCGCCCCCAACCCAGCCGGCGACCUGCUCGGCCUCGACGCGCAAGACCCGACGCUCAAGCUGCUCAACUCCCUCAUGGCCUCCAGCUCCGGCGGCGGCGGCAGCGGCAACCCGCUCGAGAACAUCAACCUGGCGGACCUCGGCCUCGGCGACGGCAAGGAGUCGUCCACCGACCUGCUCACCAACCUGGGCCUGCCGCCGUUCCUGGCCAACCUCAUCGGCAACGCCAUGCGCAAGAAGACGGACGCGGAGAAGCGCGAGAUCAUGGUCUGGAAGGUGGUUCAUCUGGUGUUCGCCGCCGUCGCGGGGCUGUACCUGCUCUUCGUGCUGGGGUCGGCCGUGAGCGUGUACGGGCGGGCGCCGCCGGCGCCGGCGACGGCCCGGGAUCCGUUCACGGUGUUCAUGACGGGGGAGGUGGUGUUGACAGGGGCGCGGGCGCUGUUGCGGUCGCGGGAGCAGGGGGGCGGGGUCGGGUUGGGGAUGGGGGUGCAGCUGACCGGUCUUGCGAGUGGCUACUCCCACUACUACCUUCUUACCGAUGAGAGUCCUGGGCAGUGGACAGUGGACAACGGAUGGUGGAUAGGCACUCAACAACGGCAGGAGAUACUCCCCACACACAAACCCACUCCUCCCGCCCCGCCCACGGGGAUAUCCAGCCAGCUCCGUCAAUUGGAACUGGAACACACAUUGGCUACGGGCCUCCGAGCACACACACCCUCACAACCUCCAACCCCGCCCUCAGGCCUUGAAUCAGAUCCGACCGCCCACCAACCGAAAGCAACCCGGCCGGUGGCCGGUGGGGUGCCCAAGCCUCGAGCGCAGUGCAGUGCCUUUCACACUUCAGCCGUAGCCACCGGACUAGACAACCUACCCAGCCGGUCGCGGAUUCGCGAGGAGGGGGCGUAUCAAGAUGAUCUACUAUGCACGCUGGAUAUAGACCGGGACUUGGCUGAAGCAGGCGGGUCCUUUCUCAGGACGGUCGUCAGCGGGCAACGGGCCUUUCGUUGA